AUGCUCGAAGGACGCUCAUAUCAGGACGGAAGUCUUUGGUUUUAUGCACCAAAUAAGGGUGCUCCCAUUGCAUUCGCAAUCCUGUUCGCAAUUUCUGGGGCUAUUCAUUUCUACCAAACCUGGAGAUACAAGUCCUGGAAAGUGACAGGCUUCUUGCCCUGGUCAGCGCUGCUCUUCACCGGAGGAUUCAUUACUCGGGCGAUCGCGGCGUUUGGACAAUGGAGCAAUAUCAAUCUUUAUAUCGCCAGUAGUGUCUUACUUCUUGCUGGACCACCCGUAUAUGAAACUGCGAACUAUUUCAUUUUAGGGCGGAUUCUCUACUAUAUUCCAUACCACUCACCUAUACACCCCGGUCGCGUGUACUCAACUUUCAUCGCCUUCGGUGUUGUAAUCGAAUCCAUCACUGCCAACGGCGCAGUCCAACUUGCAAGCGGUAACUCGACACACAACCAGCAGAACAUCGGAAAAGCAUUACUCAAGACAGCUUUGAUCCUGCAACUUGCCUUGAUGGCGGCAUUCAUUGCCCUGGCUUCUCGGUUUCAUUUUAACUGCAAAGGAGCGGGGGUGCUGAGCCACAAGGUGAAGCGCUGCUUGAUUGUUUUAUACAUCAGCUGCACGCUGAUAACGAUCCGGACGAUCUAUCGCACCGUGGAGUAUUUUAGUGCGGCGAGUUUGAACAAUUACAUCGACAUCCAGCAUAUUAGCCCUAUCCUUAAACAGGAGUGGUUCUUCUGGUUCUUUGAGAGUGUAGUUAUGUACAGCAAUACCACUCUACUUAACGUGUUUCACCCGAUGCAUAAGCUUCCGCGUUCAAACAAGAUUUAUCUUGCCGAUGAUGGUGUGACAGAGAUUGAGGGACCAGGCUAUGACGACCCCCGUCAUUGGAUUCAGACUUUCGUCGAUCCAUUCGAUGUCUAUGGGCUUAUUGUGAAACGCGGCAAGCAACAGAGAUACUGGGAGACGGCGAGAGCGGGAGAGCAAAAGUCGGACCGUUACAGUGUCACUCAGGAAGCUUAA
This is a messenger RNA of Penicillium odoratum, 1017 nucleotides long. RefSeq names its product putative RTA1 domain protein. NCBI's taxonomy places the organism in Eukaryota, Fungi, Ascomycota, Eurotiomycetes, Eurotiales, Aspergillaceae. Gene Ontology annotation, cellular component: membrane. Bases 1 to 1017 code for a protein of 338 amino acids. The record is from RefSeq and is a predicted model, not a curated record. The transcript has 4 exons.